CCCAUUGGCUCCCGGCCCCGCCCUCCCGCAGCUCGCCCGCCCCCAGACCGUGGAACCCGCCCCCCGGCACAGCGAGGACGGGAGAAAAGGCGGGAACCGAGGCUCCACCGUGACGUACCCGCGUCUCCUCUUGAAGGCGGGUGAUGGCUGCGCCGACCAGGGUGCCAGAGGACGUGGGUGCUGAGCUGCUGGGCCCAGCUGGCGGUGCCUGCCUGCCCCCAUGCCAGCUAACGGAGGAGGAUGCGAGCGCCCACCCUGGCUUGACCAACCUGCUGCUCGGCCUGACCCCCUAUCUGGACCUCAGCGGGCUCAGCGCCCCCCUGGCCCGCCAGCUGGAGCAGGCGGGGAAGGAGCUGCAGCUGCGUCGGGCAGCUUGGCUGCGCUGGGAGGCCCUGCACCGGCUCCUGCAGGAGGCACUGAUGGAGCAGGGGGCUGGCACGGAGGACGCCAGCCCUGCCCCGCCGGACAGGAAGUUCCUGGAGACGCUGGAGCAGCGGCUGCUGCUGGGGGAGCUGAGCCGCAUCCUGGAGCCGGGCCCUUCGCUGCGUGGCUCCCAGCCCCCCCUGCUGGGCCUGGGGGCCCCUGACCUGCUGGCGCUGCUGCCCCCGAGCCAGGACCUGGCGCGGCUGCAGCAGCGCCUCCCCCAGGAGCUCGAGGAGCGGCUGCGGCGCAAGGGGCUAGCCCUGCUGAGCUACCACCGGCCCGAGAGCGACCGCGCGGGGGAGACGGCGCGCUGCGCCAUGCUCUGGACCCUGGCCGAGGGGCUGGCAGCGGAGCAGCGGCGCCGGCAGGCAGCCCGGAGCCGGCGCCGGGACCUGAUGGGGCUGUUGGAGAGGCAGAGAGCCGCCUACCCCCAGGUAUGGGCCGGGCGGGGAGGGGUGGGGCGGGGCCACCCCUCUGAGCCGCUCAGCCCCUCUCUCCCCCAGGUUCUCCUGCACUGCCUGGGCCUGCUGCAGCGCCUGGCCCAGGAGCACCGGCUCGGCACGCAGGCUGCGCUGGACCGCCUCAACACCCACUACCUGGAGGUGAAGUGCAGCGCCAUGUUCCUCAAGAUCCGGCUGGAGGAGCUGAGCGUGCUGGUGGACACCUACUCGCCGGAGAAGGUGGAGGUGCAUCGGGCCAUCAGGGCCAGCCUGCAGGGCGCCGUGCAGCAGCAGGAGCAGGAGCUGGCCACAGCUCGGAAGAUCCUGGCCGCCUACGAGAGCCUGGGGCCCGAGUUCGAGGGGCUGGUGCAGGAGUACGCCCAGCUGUGCGGGAGCAUCGAGAACAAGCGCUGGGCCCUGCAGGAAUUCAGCAAGGGCUGCCACUGACGGGGGGCUCGGGCCCCACUUUCCGGGGCUCAAAUAAACAUGGCGAUGGAUCCCCUG
Messenger RNA from Chelonia mydas (Green sea turtle), 1367 nucleotides. RefSeq names its product HAUS augmin like complex subunit 4 (gene HAUS4). The record is from RefSeq and is a predicted model, not a curated record. The coding region runs from base 144 to 1310 and encodes 388 amino acids. The transcript has 9 exons. NCBI's taxonomy places the organism in Eukaryota, Metazoa, Chordata, Testudines, Cheloniidae. Gene Ontology annotation, cellular component: HAUS complex. Gene Ontology annotation, molecular function: microtubule minus-end binding. Gene Ontology annotation, biological process: centrosome cycle; spindle assembly.